Messenger RNA from Condylura cristata (star-nosed mole), 5061 nucleotides. It is a transcript of the gene EPB41, whose product is annotated as erythrocyte membrane protein band 4.1. Lineage: Eukaryota; Metazoa; Chordata; Mammalia; Eulipotyphla; Talpidae. Gene Ontology annotation, cellular component: cytoskeleton; plasma membrane. The record is from RefSeq and is a predicted model, not a curated record. The transcript has 21 exons. Gene Ontology annotation, biological process: cortical actin cytoskeleton organization. Bases 715 to 2682 code for a protein of 655 amino acids. Gene Ontology annotation, molecular function: structural molecule activity; actin binding.
CCCGGCGGGGCAAAGUGGCAGGAACCUCUUAAAGGGCGAGAGCUGCAGAGAGCGAGGACGCGGCCGGGCCGGCUUCCCGCCCCGUCCAGCUCAGAGAAAAGCUUAGUGGCUGAGUCCGAAAAUUCACCACACCAACAACAGAAGGAAGAGUGUGAGGGAGCCACAAACAGAGGCCAACAAGAAACUCAGCUGGAAGAGGCUUCUCAAGUGGCAGCUGAGGGAGAUAAUCAUUGCGAGCAGAAGCUAAAGGCAUCUAAUGGAGACACUCCCUCACAUGAAGACUUGAUCAAAAACAGGGAGCGGGCAUCAGAAAACAGGGGCUUGUCACGGCUGUUUUCCUCAUUUCUCAAAAGGCCUAAAUCGCAAGUGUCUGAGGAAGAAGGCAAAGAAGUAGAGUCAGCUAAAGAGAAAUGUGAAGGAGAUCAGAAAGAGAUUGAAUUUGGAAACAGUAUUGAUGAAGAGAUUAUUUUAAAGGCCCCAAUUGCAGCCCCUGAACCUGAGCUCAAGACAGACCCAUCCUUAGACCUCCAUUCGCUAAGCAGUGCAGAGACACAGCCUGCCCAGGAAGAACAGAGAGAAGAUACAGAUUUUGAAACUAAGGAAGGAGGAGGAGUUGAAGAUUGCUCGAAAAUAGAAGUAAAAGAAGAAGGCCCUGAGUCAAAAGCAGAAAGAGAACUAAAAGCUUCCCAGAGAUCAACCAGAAGACACAGAAAUAUGCACUGCAAGGUUUCUCUGCUGGAUGACACAGUUUAUGAAUGUGUUGUGGAAAAGCAUGCCAAGGGGCAAGAUUUACUUAAGCGAGUGUGUGAGCACCUUAAUCUUUUGGAAGAAGACUACUUUGGUCUAGCCAUUUGGGAUAAUACAACCUCAAAGACAUGGCUGGAUUCUGCCAAAGAAAUAAAAAAACAAGUUCGUGGUAUCCCUUGGAAUUUCACAUUUAAUGUAAAAUUUUAUCCACCUGAUCCAGCACAAUUAACAGAAGAUAUAACAAGGUAUUAUUUAUGUCUUCAGCUCCGACAGGACAUAGUUGCAGGCCGUCUGCCCUGUUCCUUUGCAACCUUAGCAUUGUUGGGUUCUUACACCAUCCAGUCUGAGCUGGGAGACUAUGACCCAGAGCUACAUGGGGCAGAUUAUGUCAGUGACUUUAAACUGGCCCCAAAUCAGACCAAGGAACUUGAAGAGAAGGUCACAGAACUGCACAAAUCAUACAGGUCCAUGACCCCAGCUCAGGCUGACUUGGAAUUUCUUGAGAAUGCCAAAAAGUUGUCAAUGUAUGGUGUUGACCUUCAUAAAGCAAAGGACUUGGAGGGAGUGGAUAUCAUUCUAGGUGUCUGCUCUAGUGGUCUUCUGGUUUACAAAGAUAAGCUGAGAAUUAACCGCUUUCCUUGGCCCAAAGUGCUGAAGAUUUCUUACAAACGUAGCAGCUUUUUCAUCAAGAUUCGACCUGGAGAGCAAGAACAGUAUGAAAGUACUAUUGGAUUUAAACUUCCCAGUUAUCGAGCUGCUAAGAAAUUAUGGAAAGUCUGUGUAGAGCAUCACACAUUUUUCAGACUGACAUCUACAGACACCAUUCCUAAAAGCAAAUUUCUUGCACUGGGAUCCAAAUUUCGAUACAGUGGCCGAACUCAAGCUCAGACCAGGCAAGCCAGUGCUCUGAUUGACAGGCCUGCCCCACACUUUGAGCGCACAGCAAGCAAACGGGCCUCUCGGAGCCUUGAUGGAGCAGCAGCUGCCGACUCAGCAGACCGAAGUCCUCGGCCUACAUCUGCGCCAGCCAUUGCUCAGAGUCAGGUCACAGAAGGCAGCGUCCCAGGUGCACCUCUCAGAAAACCAGUGGUUCCUAAAACACAGAAGGAGACAGUGAAGGUUGAAGUGAAAAGGGAAGAAAUGCCACCUGAGCAAGUUGAACCAGAGCCCACGGAAUCGUGGAAGGUGGAAAAAUCCCACAUCGAGGUCACAGUACCUACCUCACAUGGUGACCAAACACAGAAGCUUGCAGAAAAGCCUGAAGAGCUGAUAAGAAUGAGGAAGAAAAAGAGAGAGAGACUAGAUGGUGAAAACAUUUAUAUCAGACAUAGCAAUUUAAUGUUGGAGGAUUUAGACAAAAGUCAAGAAGAAAUAAAAAAACAUCAUGCCAGCAUCAGUGAGCUGAAAAAGAACUUCAUGGAAUCUGUACCAGAACCACGGCCUAGUGAAUGGGAUAAGCGCUUAUCCACUCACUCCCCCUUCCGAACACUUAACGUCAAUGGGCAAAUCCCCACAGGAGAAGGACCUCCCCUGGUGAAGACUCAGACGGUCACCAUCUCAGAUACUGCCAAUGCUGUGAAAAGUGAAAUCCCCACCAAAGAUGUCCCCAUUGUUCACACUGAGACAAAGACCAUCACUUAUGAGGCUGCCCAGGCCGAGGAUAGCAACGGGGACUUGGACCCAGGGGUCUUGCUGACUGCUCAGACCAUCACCUCCGAGACCACAAGCAGCACCACCACGACGCAGAUUACCAAGACUGUGAAAGGUGGGAUUUCUGAGACCCGGAUUGAAAAGAGAAUUGUCAUCACUGGAGAUGCUGACAUCGACCAUGAUCAGGUCCUCGUCCAGGCCAUCAAGGAAGCAAAGGAGCAGCACCCAGACAUGUCGGUGACUAAGGUGGUCGUCCACCAGGAGACCGAGAUCUCUGAGGAAUGAGCUCAGGAACUACCCUACCCCAACUCCCUGCCUGCCUCCCACCCAGGAGAAAACCAGCAAAAUGACAAAGAAGCAAACCCGCUUCAGUAGGACUUCAGACUUUCAAGAUUAUUCAUCAGAAAAUUCCUUCAUUUUCUAUCUGGAGUUUAUAUACCAAGUGUCUUCUAGAAAUCAUUGAUCCUUUCAAAUACCUUUUCUACAUUGUGAUACCAGAAAUUGUUCAACUUUUCACUCUUUGGACUGUUUUUAAGGUAGCUUUUUGGUUUUUUAUAGGUGGUUUGUAACCCCUUCAACCUAGCCUCUCCCCAUUUAUUUCCAACCCAGAUUCUGACAGAGUCCACCGGAUUCUCCGGGCAGUCCUCCAGAGACUCUGUCGGCUGCGUUGGGGGCCAAAGCCAGCUUCAUGGGGCUUCCCAGCUCCUUCCCUUAUUUUAAUCCUUUGAAUGUCAGCAGAAACUUCAUAAAGCAGCCCUGUCUCAGAGCCGGGUGAUGUGAUUUUACCAGAACAUCCUGCGAGGCAACUGUCCUAUCCACAAAGCCAGGAAAUGCCCCAGGCCCCUGUUGAUGGUGGUUUUGGUGCGAGAGACCUCUGCUAAGAAUGUAUUAGUUUUCCUCCUUCCCACCUGUUCUUUGUGGAGCUUCUUUAGAACAAAGACGUGAGAAGUUGCUUCGGAUAGAUCUGAUACUGUGAAUGUUUGAACAUAUCUGUGGCCUUCACCUUCCUGCCUCCCUCUUCAACUGCCCUCUUACCUCAUGAGAAGCAGCACCCUGCCAAGCGCUCCCCUCACCUCCCGUCUCAGGAGACCAAAACUCGCGGAAAAAUAGGCACUUUUGGCCAAAAGCUCUAAUGGUAUAUUUUUCGUAGUGAUUUGGGGAAGGAAAGUUAAUGAGUUGUUUUUUUUUUUUUUAAACAGGUUUUCUGGUUUGGGAAAUGUGCCCUUCACGCGGGGGAUGAGUGGGUUUCUUUAGUCUCCUGCAAAGAAGUAUUUCUAGGAGACUGACCCUGGCCUCUUGCUCUAAUCCCGGCCCGGGCAUGUGACUCACAGGGGACGGUGGGCCCCUUUCUUCACUCACCAGCACCUGCCUGCAGGCACCCUUCUGGUUUUAGGGCCACCCUCCCCACAAACCCCACGUGACAAGCGUGAACCCCAGGUCUCCUCCGUCCCUCUUGCCAUCUGAAGUCUGUCAGGUUUUAUAGGCUUGAUUUUUGUGGUGGAUUUUGGGUUAAGUUGUUUUGGUUUGGUUUUAUAAAUGAGGAGUGGUGCUCAUAGCUCUAGUUCAGAUUUGGGGGCGUUUGGUUCAAUAGGGUUUCUUUAGUCUUACGGCCUCACGUAAUCAGAUCUGUCUGGAGGUCCUUAGAACUUGAAUUCUAAGACAGAAGAUAACUUCAUGAGAUAGAUGGUGGGUCACAGCAAGCAAUCUCUGGGGGCCCAGGGGGACUGAGCAAAAGAGAGAAGCCUAAAGCCUCUGCUCCCCACAGGGGGCCAGGGACCUGUCCAAAGCCUCUAUUGGCGGAGUUUGUUUCCACAAACUCAGUUGGCUUGAGCUGAUUUCAGGUAUGUGCAUUUCCUUAGGGUACUGAUGUGAGACUGUUAUCAGCCAGCAGCAGCUCCCCCCCCCCCCCCAGAGGCAGGAGUUGGGCGGCUGGGCAGUGUACAGGCCUGGGGAAAGGAGAUGGCCCCUUCUCAGGAAUAGAUGUACAGCCUGUGGGCGUGGUCUGAAGCGAUGGGCCACGAUGGGUGCCGGGUGCCAGGAGCCAGGAGCGGUGGCUGAGUCGGAAUCCCAGCUCACACCGGCAGCGGCCCGAGCCUGCCCCGGCGCCGGCAGCCCUGCUGAGUGCAGCCUGGCUCGCAGAGCUGACCCCUGUGGGACAGGAAGAGGACACAGCACGCCCCUUCCCUGUGUGUGGAGUGUUCUGCAUGGCCCAGGUCAGCGUGGUCUCUCCCAUCGCACAGGACUGGGGGUCAGCAUCACCAGCUCUCUGCACUUGUUCCCUGCACCCCGUGUCUAUAAGCCAGGUCAGGAGCUCUCUGAGUACCAGCACUGAGAAGCCGAUGUUUGGACAUGCCAGCAAGAGGGGUGUCCUUGCAAGCUUCCUCCCCUUUACUCUGUCUCUGGCAACAGAUCUGGGGGGUUGGCAACUGUGUGGAUUUUUUUCCUUCCUGCAAUUAUGUGUGUGUGUGUGAAGAAAAAUAGACUCUGCCCAGGUGGGAAUGGUGAGGAGGGGAGCAGAGUCUCAGUUCCAGGGUUAGAGACUUGGCAGUAAUUUUCCAAGUGACUCAGACACACCACAGUAACAACUCUUGCUGCAAUUUUAUUUUUAUUCCACUUGAGAAAUAAAGAUUUUCUCUAAGCCACACGAGGUCUCUGCCACCCACC